Amaranthus tricolor (Joseph's coat) is the source of this 1326-nucleotide messenger RNA. Its product is annotated as prohibitin-1, mitochondrial-like. Bases 155 to 1033 code for a protein of 292 amino acids. Gene Ontology annotation, cellular component: mitochondrion; membrane. The transcript is spliced from 6 exons. The record is from RefSeq and is a predicted model, not a curated record. Lineage: Eukaryota; Viridiplantae; Streptophyta; Magnoliopsida; Caryophyllales; Amaranthaceae. Gene Ontology annotation, biological process: mitochondrion organization.
AGAAUACUCUAGAAAAAUAUAUUUAGUUACACAAUUUUUCUGUUUCCUAUCCGUCACGCCCUAACCUCUGACCUCCCAUCUAAAACCCUAAACCUCAGCAGCACCUAAGUCGCCCACUUCUCACUUUUCUCUAGCGCAAUUAGUUGGUUGAACAAUGAAUUUCAAUAACGUCAAGGUUCCAAAAGUGCCGAGUGGUGGGGCGGCAUCUGCUUUAGUUAAGUUUGGAAUUUUUGGUGCUCUUGGACUGUAUGGUUUGAGUGAGAGUAUUUACAAUGUAGAAGGUGGUCAUCGAGCAAUUGUAUUUAAUCGUUUGCAAGGCAUUAAGAAUCAGGUUUAUCCAGAAGGAACUCACUUGAUAAUUCCAUGGUUUGAGAGGGCGAUCAUCUAUGAUGUACGCGCACGUCCUCAUCUGAUUGAAAGUUCCUCUGGAAGUCGGGAUCUCCAAAUGGUGAGGAUGAGUCUUCGGGUGCUUACUCGUCCUGUACCAGAUACAUUGCCUACUAUUUACCGAACUCUUGGUGAAAAUUAUAAUGAAAGAGUGUUGCCAUCUAUUGUCCACGAAACUCUGAAAGCUGUGGUUGCUCAAUACAAUGCUAGUCAACUCCUUACUCAGCGUGAGGCUGUCAGUAGGGAAAUAAGGAAGGUAAUGACAGAAAGGGCUGCACACUUUAACAUUGCUCUGGAUGAUGUGUCCAUCACAAACCUUACUUUUGGUAGGGAGUUCACUGCUGCAAUUGAAGCUAAACAAGUGGCGGCACAGGAAGCUGAAAGAGCCAAGUUUAUCGUCGAAAAAGCUGAGCAAGACAAGAAAAGUGCCAUCAUCAGAGCACAGGGAGAAGCCAAGAGUGCUCAACUCAUUGGUCAAGCUAUUGCCAACAACCCAGCUUUUAUUACUUUGAGGAGAAUUGAAGCUGCCAGGGAGAUUGCUCACACUGUCUCUAAUUCAUCAAAUAAGGUGAUGUUGAGCUCCGACGACCUUCUUCUCAAUCUCGGUGACAUGACACCCGAGAGUAUUCCGGUCGGGAAAAAGUAAAAUGGUACAAAGAAUAUCGAUGCACCUGAUGGGUCUACCGUGGAAUGAGGAACUGCAGGAUUGAAUUCGAAGGUAUUCAAUGGAAGAAAUUUUUUUUGGAAGAAGGCAGGCUUUGAUAUGAUUAUAAUCAGUUUCUUAGACUUUUGAAUAUUAAUUGACAUGUGUUACUAAAACUUUCGCUUCUGAAUAAGCAACCACACUAUGCAUCUUUCGUAUGUUUUUCAUGUUACAAAGCAAAAAUUAUUGUAUUUUUCACCGUAUUAUUAAUUUAGUUGAGGAUUUUUGUUGGGUAA